AUGUCUGACGCCGCGUUCUUUGCGAUGCUUUGCGAUGUGCAGCUUCGGACGGACAGAUCUGCAACGUUCGAAUCACGCACCUUCUUCUCCUCGGAAGCUCCCAUACAACACCUCAUUGAGGAAUCGAGCCUGACCUUUGCACCCGGGCUUGCCGACAUGAUCCGAUCACCAGAUGCGCCUUCAGUGCAGCAAUUGAGAGUGUGCUCUGUCCCGCUCUCUCUCGACGAUCUCACGUUGAAGUGGAUCGUUUACCUGCAAUACUAUCGUAAAGGUCCACUCUGGGCUAUCUAUUGCGGCAAGACAACAAAUGCGAGGGGCUCACAGGAGAGGGUCAUGGAAUACGAAUACGAACGUAGCAACAUACCAGACUCAAUUAAGGACCUUCUCCAAAGGGGUUUCGAGCGAACGAGUCACACGAAUCUUGCAGCUGUCGACAUUUCCUUCGAGGGAGAAGACAUGAUAUGCGUGGUUGCACUCGUCAAAGCGCUUGAGGCAACCUUCGCUACAGGAUUCUGGGCAUAUUCCAAACCAACUCUCAUAUCUCUCACUCCGCUUCGAUUCUGGGAGGAGGUACCAUGGUUGGGUCUGUGCUCGCAUUCUUCCCUCAUGGAAAUCACUUUUGCGGGCUUGGAAGAUGACCUUCCGAACCUCGACGAGCUUCGUCUCGCCUGGAAAGAGCGCGCGGAACUGGCUACGAAGAAGUAUAGGAACCCGGAGAAGGGUCAAGCUUCAUUGGAUAAACGCAAGGACAAACUGAAGAUGAAGAGUUCCGUGAAAGCCGAUUGA
Molecule: messenger RNA, 786 nt
Organism: Parastagonospora nodorum SN15
Lineage: Eukaryota; Fungi; Ascomycota; Dothideomycetes; Pleosporales; Phaeosphaeriaceae
Exons: 1
Coding region: 1-786 (261 amino acids)
Source: RefSeq, a predicted model, not a curated record